This is a messenger RNA of Gadus morhua (Atlantic cod), 3037 nucleotides long. Its product is annotated as glucose-induced degradation protein 4 homolog. The record is from RefSeq and is a predicted model, not a curated record. The transcript has 6 exons. Gene Ontology annotation, cellular component: GID complex. Bases 218 to 874 code for a protein of 218 amino acids. Gene Ontology annotation, biological process: proteasome-mediated ubiquitin-dependent protein catabolic process; protein catabolic process in the vacuole; protein targeting to vacuole. NCBI's taxonomy places the organism in Eukaryota, Metazoa, Chordata, Actinopteri, Gadiformes, Gadidae.
UGUCAACUAAUGAGAGGGGCGGAUGCUGCUGUCUAUGGCGGCGCGUCGAAGUCCUCUUACUUUUCUGGGAAAUUGAUACCAACAACAUUAAAAAACGGCUGGGGGAUUUUUUAAUGUUGGUGAACCACUUAAUCCGGGAUAACAACACACACUAUUUCAGCAUAGCGCCCGGACGGCCACUGACCACGGUCAGUGUGAAGCCCGUGAUUGGAAAACCAUGCCUGUUCCUGCCAGAUACCUCAGCAACUCCCCGGCCGUGGCCUUCGCAUCCUCGGCCUCGCUUAUCCCACCGCCGCCGAUCAACACACGUCAGCCCGGCGUUGUUACUUCGCUCCUCUACAGCGGGUCUAGGUUUCGAGGCCACCAGAAGAGUAAAGGAAACUCUUAUGAUGUAGAAGUUGUUUUGCAGCAUGUUACUAUGGAGGAUUCCUUCCUGUGUGGCUACUUGAAGAUUAAGGGUCUAACAGAGGAAUACCCAACCUUGACCACAUUCUUCGCUGGAGAAAUUAUCAGCAGGAAGAGGCCAUUUCUGACCCGGAAAUGGGAUGCAGAUGAAGACGUGGAUCGAAAGCAUUGGGGCAAGUUCCAAGCCUUCUACCAGUAUGCGAAGACCUUCAACUCGGAUGAGUUUGACUACGAGGAGCUGAAGAAUUCGGACUACAUCUUCAUGAGGUGGAAGGAGCAGUUCUUGGUGCCCGACCACACCAUCAAAGACAUCAGUGGGGCUUCCUUUGCAGGCUUCUACUACAUCUGCUUCCAGAAGUCAACGGCCACCAUUGAGGGUUUCUACUACCACCGGAGCUCUGAAUGGUACCAGUCCCUGAACCUCACCCACGUCGCGGAACACAGCGCUGCCAUCUACGAGUUCCGGUGACCCCGGCCACUGUGUCCCGACCGCAGGACUGAGGACCAGGGAGGAGGGCUUAUAGACACUACUGACAGGGAGGAGGGGCGAAGGAAAUGGGAGGGCCGAGCAUGGUUUGAAGGGGGCGGUCCAUGGAAACGGUUCUAUUUUCAAGAAGAAAUAAAUCUAUAUACUAUUGAUUAUGAUACAAAAGAACACGCCCCCGUCCGCCUGCCUGCCUCGGACUGGCCAGGGCGGGGGUGAAGCCGGACUACUUGGUUGGAAUAACCUUAUGAACAAACCAUUUCCUUUUUUAAAGAGCGCAAAGAGGGAGAGAGCGAUGUGGAUGGGGAAGCAGGGAGGAGCCGACGUGACGGAAGACAAGUUCACUGUCGCUGCAUAGAGGGAGGAUGCAAAGUGCGACCCGAGGGUUUUUACAAUAUAGUGUUAUUUUGUUUUUCGCUUAAUUUUCCAAGUUUGGAUUGUAAGAAUUUCUCAUGGGCUCCCAAGACCUUCUGUUUUUUUUUUUUGCAAGAUAUCUCAGAAGACUUUGUGAAACCAAUUUUUGGGGAUUUCAUUUUGUUUGCCGGCAGAGAUUGCAUCAGUUGUUGAUUGGACCGAUGCGGAAAGAGUGCUAUGUGGUCUUUGACUGGUCUUUUUGAAUGAAAAGAGGAAACUUUUUAAAGAAACUAAAUGAAUAUAUGUUGUGGAAUAAAGAAGAAAAAAAUGUUUUAACAAGAGUUCAUAGGUAGAGCUUUUCACGAUUGUGGAUCUGAGCUUUAAUGACUUUAUAACAGAAAAUGACAGUAUUUUUUCUAUUAUCGUCUACACAGAGAGAUUUUGUUAUUCCUUCUCAACAGCAUCGCUUGUACACACUAUUACUUUCUGUACGACUACGUCAUGAUUUCAUUUUCAGAGUUUUUGACACACGUAGUGAUCCAGUGAGCCAGAUCCUACAUCCCGAGGCGGUCGACGAUUGGCCAUAUUCCACAGGAUUUAUUGAUAACUAAAAUCACGAAAUGUAAACGGUCAACACGGCGUUCAUCAUCGACACUGAUGACGUGUCGUCACGUCCUGACGUCAAGGCCACGGUCCAAUUUGUACAGAUCCGACCUCUUUAAGGUGCUGUAGGUAAGAUCUACGAGCUAUUAUUUCAGUGUGUUAUGUUAGAAAUUACCUAGCGACCCGUCAGCUUUUAUCUGUCUGACUGACUGCGCCUGCCUCUUUAUGAGACCAUUUCGAUGUUAGAAUGCUCCCAAAAAUAUGUCUUUACAAUCAAGGCAUUAUUUCCCUGAUUGAUUUGAUGAAUCCACCUUGGCCUCCAACACAAUCGCAAACACAACGUAAGCAUAGCUCCUCCAUAGGUGUGGGAAUGCAUCCUUAUUUAAAAAUAUUUUCUGCUUUGCAAUUCUCAAGUCUUACCUACAGCACCUUUUAUUGUCUUAUUGUUGACGUGAUACAACGAGAGUUAGUCCGAGAGCUCCACCAGGGAUGUUGACGGCUGCUAAAAAAAAAAAAAAAGCGACACAAUUUUUAGACUGUUUAAAUAAUCGAUUGACUUAUGUGUUUGUGUUGAUGUGAGUGAUGGGCAUUUGUAUUUGGCACUGCAAGGGAAUACUGUGUGUACAGUUCGACAUUUGCACACCACUGCAUUCGCUGGAACACGCAACUCCAAGAUCCAUGGAUUUUUUUUUUUACUGGCGAGAAAAAACAAUCACAUUGAAGUAUUACCUUUUAGUCAUGUUCUCCUUCCAGGGGUUUCGCCUGGUGAACAAAGAGCCUUUCUUCCUUUAUCAUCUACUGUUCUACAUAACAUUUUGCCCCCCACACCCCCUUCUUUUGUUCACACACACACACACACAGGUUUCAAACUAUGCAACAGUGUCAGCGUAGCAUUCUUCAAACAUUAGCUCAUGUUUUCAGAGACAGAGUUUAUUAUAUCCUUAUAGUGUAAAGAAGAACCAUAUUCAACAGAGCAACAUUCUUUUUUUCUUUUUCGGGGUGUGUGAAGUUGCCUUGUAAGCAAUCCUGUUUUGCUCCCCCUAUUCAUUUUCCCUUUUUACAUGAUGGUGCCAUCUUUUUAAAAGAGUAUCAAAGUUUUAUCGGAACAGCUAGAGAGUAUGUGUGGGGACAUGGCUUGACAUGGCUGAUGACGUGGCUGUGCAAUGGAUUAAAAUACAUAUCUAAACAAGA